AUGCACAGCGCCGCUUACUGCCAGGCCUUCCUGGAUCGAAGCGCGGCCGAGGCUGGCAGAUGCGAUUGUCCACUUCAAUUUGAGCAUUUACGGCUGCAGCAAGAGAGCUCAACUCGACAAGCUGAGAUGACCGAAGUGAACAAAAGACUGGAUGAUCUUGCUGGAAGGAUAGAACAGAUUUCCAAGCAGAGAGGUGAAAACUUUCAAGCAGUGCCUCCUCCAGAUCCUUGGGCAAGGGCAACCUUUGCGAGUUCCUCGGCGACGGGCUCAGACGCAUGGAGUAAUUACAAGCCUGCUGCGAAUGCCCCACAUCCAGCUAGGCCAACUACGAAUGCCUCCAGUCCAGCUCAGCCACCUCCGCUACAGCGCCAGCAACCACAGCCGCAGCCAAAUGCCUUCAGCGAUACAGGCUCGGGACCCGGCUCUGCGGAGGCACAGGGUACCAAUUACAACAACGUGAUCCUUGGCGGCUUUGCGAAAGACACGCCGCGAAAAUUGAUCGAGCUAGAGAUUGCCAAGGCGAUUUCAUUAUGGGACCCUGUGUCUAGAAGCUCAGUUCAGAGAACGACGGUUUUUGGGCAGAGAGCCAGAACAGGCAUGGUGUGCCUCCGGCCGCUCCCCGUAGAUCAAGCACGUGAACGGUUCUUCCAGUUGAAGGCCAACUUUGGGCACAUGCUCUCCACCAACACUGAUGAAGCCUGGAUGUCUGCUGAGAAAUCUGCUGAACAGAGAAAGCGAAACAGGGCAACACGCACGAUAAGGCAGAUGCUUGAGAAGAUAAAGGGAGGUCCGGUGGCGAUUGAAGACAUAGACUGGACCCGUCAAAUCAUGUGGAUAGGAUCCUGCAGGGUUGUGGCAGCGAACCUCGCCAGCCUACACUGCCAGCCCACCGACAAGAUUUGCAGCCGUGCCACUACAGAUGACUAUGGAGAAAGAUCCACGUUCUUCUUCAAUGUGACUGGCCUGGCAUCGUGCACCUCCACCCAGCCGGAGGCGGUGGAGGCUGCAAUUCAGUCAGCCUGA
This is a messenger RNA of Symbiodinium natans, 1023 nucleotides long. The record is from the annotation of a GenBank genome assembly. NCBI's taxonomy places the organism in Eukaryota, Dinophyceae, Suessiales, Symbiodiniaceae.